Messenger RNA from Haliaeetus leucocephalus (bald eagle), 496 nucleotides. RefSeq names its product keratinocyte associated protein 2 (gene KRTCAP2). Bases 92 to 436 code for a protein of 114 amino acids. NCBI's taxonomy places the organism in Eukaryota, Metazoa, Chordata, Aves, Accipitriformes, Accipitridae. The record is from RefSeq and is a predicted model, not a curated record. The transcript has 6 exons.
GGGCCGGGGGUGCGGCCCCGCGGCCCCAGCCGUAGGCACGGGCACCUCCCUGGCGCUCUCCUCGCUGCUCUCGCUGCUGCUUUUCGCCGGGAUGCAGAUGUACAGCCGGCAACUGGCCUCCACCGAGUGGCUGACCAUCCAGGGCGGGCUGCUGGGCUCCGCGCUCUUCGUCUGCUCCCUCACCGCCUUCAACAACCUGGAGAACCUCGUCUUCGGCAAGGGCUUCCAGGCCAAGAUAUUCCCGGAGAUCCUCACCUGCCUCUUGCUGGCUCUCUUUGCCUCUGGCCUCAUUCACCGAGUCUGUGUGACCACCUGCCUCAUCUUCUCCAUGGUCGGCCUCUACUACAUCAACAAGAUCUCCUCCACCCUCUACCAGUCCGCAGUGCCCAUCGCUGCUCCCGCCAAGGCUGUCGGCAAAGGCAGGAAGAGGAACUGACAGCCUGCUGCCCCUUCCCUCGGGCUGCCCCCUCCCCUUGGGGCUCUCAGCUGCCCAAUA